This is a messenger RNA of Eimeria tenella, 762 nucleotides long. RefSeq lists its product as uncharacterized. The annotation marks the transcript as partial. The record is from RefSeq and is a predicted model, not a curated record. The transcript is spliced from 2 exons. Lineage: Eukaryota; Apicomplexa; Conoidasida; Eucoccidiorida; Eimeriidae.
AUGAUGCAGCAGCAGCAGCGCUGGCAAACAGCAGCAGCAGCAGCAGCAGGGCCCCACCCCCGAGCCUCUUAUUCGGGAGAGGCCCCCUACAUGUGGCUGCCGCCGACUUCGGCGUCGGCCCCAACUGCAGCAUCAGGGGCCCCCAUGGGGGCCCCUUUGGGGACCCCCUUGGGGCCCCCCAUGGGUUCUACUUUGGGGGCGUCAAUGGCGUCGUCUAUGGGGGCUACCGUGGGGGCCCCCCUGGGGGCCCCCCUAGGGGCCCCAUUGGGGGCCCCCUUGGGGGCCCCCCUGGGGGCGCCCCUCGGGGCUUCCCUGGGGGCCCCUGGGCUGGUUGAAAACCCCAACAGCCGCCGCGCUGUGCGGAUUAUAAAUUUGAAGCCAAUGAGAGAGCUGAGGGUGCUGCUGCUGGACACUCAAGAGGCCCAAGAGGCAGCAGCAGCAGCAGCAACAGAUGAGACACAGGUUGUUGCUGUCAAGCUGCUGGGGCCUGGGCCUUCGGAGCGGCCUGGGGCCCGCGGGCUUCGCGUGGGUGCAGGAGCAGCAGCAGCAGCAGGCGGCGGCGCAGCUUCUGCAGCAGGACCUGCAGCAGGAGCAGCGGGAGCCGCAACAAGCGCAGCAGCAGCAGUAGCAGCAGCAGGAACAGCAGAAAUAUUCGGACUCGAGCUGCUGCCAGAUAUAGAAGUCACUCUUCCUCCUGCUGCUCGGCUGGCCAUCUUCACCUGGGGUGGAUGUACACUCCAAGUCCGAGGGCCUGUGCACCAA